This is a messenger RNA of Phaedon cochleariae (mustard beetle), 2400 nucleotides long. Lineage: Eukaryota; Metazoa; Arthropoda; Insecta; Coleoptera; Chrysomelidae. The record is from the annotation of a GenBank genome assembly.
GAACAAAAAUCAAAAAUGUUUUGAUUUGUUUUGGAUCACUUUUGGAUUUGAAUAUGGAUGAAAAUAUCAAUUACAAAGAAAAUUGGACAUUAAUCAAGAGAGUUUUUCCUAUUUUAGAUGAUGAUUGUCCGCUUCAUCAAUUGGAAGAUAGACUGUUUCUCAAGGAAGAAUUUUAUGAGGCAGUCCAGUUUAUAAAAAAAAUGAACUUGGUGCACCAAAUUCAAAAAUUUAUUAUUAGGAAAAUUGAAAAGAGGUUGAGAGACAUAGUUGCUCCAGAAUUUUGGUCGUAUUUCAGUAAUAAUGAACAGGAUAAUAAAGGAUUUCAACAGUUUUACAAUGCAGUGGAAUGUUUAUAUGAUUCUUAUAAGCAACUGGAACACUCAAUGAGAAAACUAGACAUAUUUCGGCAAGCAACAGAACUUGAAGAGUUGGUGAAUAGUGAAAAAUGUUUGAAUAAAGCACUCAAACUGAUUUUCAAGGCUACUUUACUAUCUCAAUUGAAUUUAGAUUACCAAACUACAGUUAUGAGCUUUUAUGAGUCAGCUCUUAGAAUGGAGGACCUAGAUGAAGGAUAUAAUGGACAGUGUAUUAUAUGUUCCCAGGAAAGCUUGCAUUGCAACUGUAUGAACUUGUUCAAAGAAACAAAUCGUAAAUUAGGUGAAAUGACAUUAUUGGAACCACUUGUUGGACAAACUUUAACUAAUCUGAUAUAUGGCUAUAUACACUCACACAUACAAAAGAUCUGCAAGGAUAGUUUUGAUUCUUCUUUUGUAUCUACUUUAGAAAAGUGGUUGCAAAGUGUUGUAUUGAAUUGGCUACGUGACAUUUAUUGCUUUGAUUCAUCAACUUCCAUCAGUGAUUCUAUGGGUAUGUUUGAGAAGAAGCUGGUGAAUUUUUUGUACAACAGUUACACUAAAACCAGAAUAGAUCAAUUAUUCAAUAUAAUAAUUGAAUACCCAGAAUCUCUACCAGCCUUGGAAGAUUUAAGACUAUGCCUUCCUAGAACAGAUCUGAAACCAAUGUUGACGAAAAAGUUACAAAAGGCUAUGGAAACUAGAUUAUUACAUCCUGGAGUGAGCACUCCUGAUGUGCUCACUGCAUACAUAGCUGCUAUAAGAUCCUUGAGAGUAUUGGAUCCUACUGGCUUACUUCUGGAAGUAGUCACUCAACCUGUUCACCAAUAUCUAAGGAGUAGAGAAGACACAGUAAGGUGCGUAGUUAGUAGUUUGACUGAAGAAGGCCCUAAUGAUCUGGCUGAAGAGCUGGUUAGAGGAGAGGCUGUUCAAGUGGACGAAAAUACCCCUGUCGAUGAAGACACCGAGAAUUGGGAAACUUGGGUUCCAGAUCCAAUAGAUGCAGUUCCAAGUACACAGGGUAAAUCUUCGGUAUCACGUAGAACCUCAGACAUAAUUUCCAUGUUGGUCAAUGUCUAUGGAAGCAAAGAAUUGUUCGUUAAUGAAUACAGAACUCUCUUAGCUGAUCGACUUUUGACGCAAUAUUUGUGUGAUACGGAGAAGGAAAUUCGUUAUUUAGAGUUGCUCAAGUUACGUUUUGGCGAUUCUCAGUUACAUUACUGCGAGGUUAUGCUGAAAGAUAUCGCCGAUUCCAAAAGAAUCAACCAGCAUAUAAAACAAGAUCCGGAAUAUACCGAGAGCGAUAUUCCUAUAUCGGCCAUGAUUGUCUCUGCACAAUUUUGGCCGCCAUUCAAAGAGGAGAAAUUGGAAUUGCAUGCCAAAUUGCAAAGCCAGAUCGCGAGUUAUGUGAAGGGUUUCGAAACUCUGAAGGGUAGCAGAACGUUGUGCUGGAAGAACCAUUUGGGAUUCGUCGAUAUAGAAUUGGAGAUGGCUGAUAGAACGUUGAAUUUAUCUGUUUCGCCUGUUCAUGCCACCAUCAUCAUGUAUUUUCAAGAUAAAAGUACGUGGGAAUUGGAGGAACUGAGUAAAGUAAUGCAAUGUCCACCCACGGUUCUGAGACGAAAAAUCGGAUUCUGGCAGUCUCACGGCAUUAUAGUUGAAACCGGGCAAGACGUAUUCUGCAUUCAAGAGGAUCUCGAAAACAAAGAUAACAAUUUACAGGAAGACUUGUUCGUUGAAGAUUACGAGUCAGAGUCGGCUAUGGCUAGUGCGCAAGAUCAACGAGAAGAAGAACUACAGACUUUCUGGUCAUAUAUUGUGGGAAUGUUGAUGAACUUGGAUACCCUUCCUUUGGAGAGGAUACACCAAAUGCUGAAAAUGUUUGCAUUUCAAGGACCAACCAUUGAAUGCAACCUUCAAGAAUUGAAGGUAUUUUUAGACAGAAAAGUGAGAGAACACCAUUUGAUUUAUUCAAAUGGUUAUUAUAAACUUCCAAAGUAAAUUAAUUCGACUUUUGGAAAUUAUUUUUGUCAUAGAUGAGAUGCUU